Clupea harengus (Atlantic herring) is the source of this 2001-nucleotide messenger RNA. It is a transcript of the gene tada2a, whose product is annotated as transcriptional adaptor 2A. Gene Ontology annotation, biological process: regulation of transcription by RNA polymerase II; chromatin remodeling. Gene Ontology annotation, molecular function: zinc ion binding; chromatin binding; protein binding. The record is from RefSeq and is a predicted model, not a curated record. NCBI's taxonomy places the organism in Eukaryota, Metazoa, Chordata, Actinopteri, Clupeiformes, Clupeidae. Gene Ontology annotation, cellular component: nucleus; SAGA-type complex.
AAGAGGCACUGUCAGAUAUAGCCACAAAACAACACGCCAAUGGAGCAAGAAAACUAAGUUGCAAUUGCUAAGGACCGCUUUCAGUUGUAAUUUAACUGUGUCUUAGUUAGAUCAGCGGAUCUAUAAUUUGUAUGUAUUUUGUUUAUUUAUCGCCACUUCACAGUUCAAUUUGCUACCUAACCUAUCAUAGGUGUUUCAAGAAAUAAAGAGCCAGUUAGCUAGUUGGCUACAGGCUGGCUAGUCUUCUUUUGUGAUCUCAAUGGACCGCCUUGCAUCUUUUGGAAAUGACCCGUUUGAUAAACCUCCUUGCCGGGGAUGCUCCUCUUACCUGGUGGAACCCUUUAUCAAGUGUGCAGAGUGUGGACCACCAUCUUUCUACCUCUGUCUUCAGUGUUUCACCAAAGGGUUUGAGUAUAAAACACAUCAGAGUGACCACAAAUAUGAAAUCAUGACGUCAGACUUCCCUGUCCUGGAGCCGGGCUGGACCGCUCAAGAGGAGAUGGCUCUGUUAGAGGCUGUUAUGGACUGUGGUUUUGGGAACUGGCAGGACGUGGCGUAUCAGAUGCGCACCAAGACCAAGGAGGAGUGUGAGGGCCACUACAUGAAGCACUUCAUCAACAACCCGCUCUUCUCCUCCACACUGUUGAGCCUGCGGCAAAUGGAGGAGGCUCGCACCGCCGACUCCGCCAUCCCCUUCAAACCCACGGACGACCCUCCCAGGCCCACCUUUGAUUCGGUUCUGUCCCGAGACAUGGCUGGAUACAUGCCUGCCCGAGCAGACUUCAUGGAGGAAUUUGAUAACUAUGCUGAGUGGGACCUGAAGGACAUUGAUUUUGUGGACGACGACUCGGACAUCUUGCAUGCCCUCAAGAUUGCAGUGGUCGACAUCUACCAUUCAAGGUUAAAAGAAAGACAGCGCAGAAAAAAGGUCAUUCGCGACCAUGGGUUGAUCAACUUGCGCAAGUUCCAGAUGCUGGAGCGGCGCUACCCUAAGGAGGUGCAGGACCUGUACGAUGCCAUGAGGCGCUUCGCUCGGGUGGUGGGCCCCACCGAACACGACAAGUUCAUCGAGAGCCACGCACUGGAGUUUGAGCUGAGGAGAGAGAUCGGGAGGCUGCAGGAGUACAGGCAGGCAGGCAUCCGCUCCUUCUGCAGUGCGAAGGUGUACGAGCGUGUGAAGCGCGUGCGCGAGGACGAGCGCAGGAAGAGGACCAUGCUGUGUGACAUGCUGCAGUACAUCCAGGACAGUCGCGCCUGUCGCCAGUGGCUGCACAAGCAGGCCGCCAUAGAUUCUGGGAUCACCCCUGUUAUCACCACAAUCACCACAACAGGAACAGGUCGUAGAAGCGCCCCUCCCCUCAACCUCACCGGCUUACCAGGGACUGAGAAACUCAAUGAGAGAGAGAAAGAGCUGUGCCAGGUGGUGCGUCUGGUGCCCGGUGCCUACCUGGAGUACAAGCAGGCACUGCUGAACGAGUGCCGGAGGCAGGGAGGCCUGCGGCUGGCCCAGGCCCGCGCGCUCAUCAAGAUCGACGUCAACAAGACCCGCAAGAUCUACGACUUCCUCAUCAAGGAGGGCUACAUCAACAAGGCCUGAGCCCAGAUUGGGGUCCACACGGGGGGGUCUCUCCUGUUUGGAGAUCCGUGAGAGAUGGAAAGACGUGGGAGAGAACUAGCUGAAGGCUUUUUGUGUGUCUGAAAAAAAAAAAAGCCUUUUGCACUGGUCUCAGAUCAGCGCAGGGAUGUCAUUGAGGCCAGUCUUAUGCCAGUGAAGUGCCCACCUGUGGUAGUUUAUGGUAAUGUGCAUCUUGAAAACGCAGGGAUGUUUGGGAUUGUUUGUACCCUGAUGUGGUGUAGAUGGAUUUGUAAAUGUCCUGUGAUUGAAAAUGUGUGUUAAAUGUGUAUUGUAUAUAGUGCUGUCACCCAUAAAAUGAUAUUAGUGUCAGUAGAAUAUCACACAUGUUUAUCUAAGAGUACAUAAAGUCGUUUUGUAGAAGCAAA